AUAAAAUAUAAUUUCUUUUCUCCCAAUAUCCAAAGUACUAUCGUCUCUUUUCUCACCUUACUAAUACUAUCGUGAUUUUUUUUUUCUCUCCCCAUAAUCCAGCAUCCCCUACCUCCAUGUAUUCAGACGACUCGUUUGCUUCAUCCGCGACUGUGAGAUUUCAGUGAUGAGCAAUCCAUAUUUUUUUGAGGUGUGGUUGGCUUCAAGACCCUGUUUUCAGGGAGAACCUACUUGGGGUGACCACAUCAAUUUGUAGGUGCCAAGGAUGAUCUAAUCCAUGUUGUUUGAGGUGCAGUAGAUCCAAGUCUCUGCUCUCCAGAGAGAACCUACUUGGUGAAGAGAUGUAAAUGAUAGCCUUUUUGUAGAGUUUUGGGGAAGUUGCAAGUCGAAGAGAGACAAGAAGAAGAAGAGUAAGAAAGACUCAAGAGAGACAGCUAAGGUUUCUGAGCAUUUACAGUAACAUCGCAAUUGAUUUUCGGAUAGUGAGCCCAAAACCUUUGUAAUGCCAGAGCAAGAAGAGGCAAAUAUUGGGAGGAGAGGUAGAGCCGCAGUGGUGGUUCUCGGUGAUAUUGGCCGCAGCCCUCGAAUGCAAUACCAUGCCCUUUCACUUGCCCGUCAGGCAUCCCUAGAGGUGGACAUUGUUGCAUAUGGAGGUUCUGAUCCCCACUCAGCUUUACUAGAGCACCAAUCAAUCCAUAUUCACACAAUGACCCAGUGGCCAACGAUCCCUCGGAAUUUACCAAAGAUACUUUAUCCACUGAUGCUUUUGCUCAAGCCAUUGAUUCAGUUUCUUAUGCUUCUAUGGUUUCUGUGUGUUAAAAUACCUGCUCCUGACGUUUUUAUAGUACAGAAUCCACCUUCUGUUCCAACCUUAGUGGCUGUAAAGUGGGCCAGCUGGCUGAGGCGUUCCACUUUUAUUGUCGAUUGGCAUAACUUUGGAUAUACUCUGUUGGGAUUGUCUCUCGGAAGAAGUAGUCAUUUUGUGACAUUAUAUCAUUGGUUUGAGAAGCAUUUUGGGAAGAUGGCAAAUGGUUCGUUAUGCGUGACAAAGGCAAUGCAGCAUGAAUUGGCACAAAACUGGGGAAUUAAAGCCACAGUUCUAUAUGAUCAGCCUCCAGAGUUUUUCCGUCCAGCUUGCAUUGAGGAGAAGCACAAGUUGUUUUGUAGGAUUGAUAAAUAUGUCGGUCAACCUUAUGGCCUUCGGGAUUGCAUCAGCAAUGGAAUUACAGAAAUGGGGAACCCUGAUUCAAAUGAAACUUUAUUUACAACCCAGGUUGGCACGGACAUUUUGUUGAAGCGAAACAGGCCUGCGCUUAUUGUUAGCAGCACAAGCUGGACUCCAGAUGAAGAUUUUGGCAUUCUUUUGGAAGCAGCAGUUAUGUAUGAUAGACGUGUUGCAGCAAUCUUAAAUGAAGUUGACUCAGUAGGGGAAGAGGCUUUUUGGAAGGAAAUUUGCGACGGGAAAGAAUUCACGUACCCUAGGUUAUUAUUCAUCAUUACAGGAAAGGGACCUGAAAAAGAAAAAUAUGAAGAAAAAAUUAGAAAACUUCACCUCAAACGUGUAGCAUUCCGUACCAUGUGGUUGUCAGCUGAAGAUUACCCAUUGCUUCUUGGAUCAUCAGACCUGGGGGUUUGCCUGCAUACUUCCUCGUCCGGGUUGGAUCUUCCAAUGAAGGUUGUGGAUAUGUUUGGCUGUGGAUUGCCUGUUUGUGCUGUUUCCUACUCUUGCAUCAAGGAACUUGUAAAAGUUGAAAAAAAUGGGUUGCUUUUCUCUUCAUCUUCAGAGCUAGCUGAUGAACUCUUGAUGCUUUUCAAGGGUUUUCCAGAGGAAUGUGAAGCUUUGAAGUCGUUAAGGAAUGGUGCAUUGAAAACGGGGUCUGCUUCAAGGUGGGCAACCGAGUGGGAAGACAACGCCAAGCCUCUAAUAUCCGAGGUUAUUAAUGGGAACUUCAAUUAAUUCCAGUUCUCAGCUGAAAUGGGAUUCAAGAAAUGUUCUUGAACUGAAAGUUUGUAGCUUCAGCAAUGCCAGUUACAAACAUUCAUCCUGCGCUGGUGGUUAAUGGCAAAAGGGUUGGUGGGCUACCUUUACAUGCUGGCUCAAUUUAUCCGGAAGGAGAUUGGAUUAUCUAAUUUAGAAGUCAUUUUUAAUUUUUUUCUUUUUCUCAGAGAGAGGUAUGGAAAGAUUUUGCCAAAUUUUGAAAUGAAAUAAAUUCAUUAUAUAGCUUAUAUCAUCA
Molecule: messenger RNA, 2234 nt
Organism: Cornus florida
Lineage: Eukaryota; Viridiplantae; Streptophyta; Magnoliopsida; Cornales; Cornaceae
Product: UDP-glycosyltransferase TURAN-like
Exons: 20
Coding region: 503-1957 (484 amino acids)
Cellular component (GO): endoplasmic reticulum
Molecular function (GO): mannosyltransferase activity
Source: RefSeq, a predicted model, not a curated record